Molecule: messenger RNA, 892 nt
Organism: Racocetra persica
Lineage: Eukaryota; Fungi; Glomeromycota; Glomeromycetes; Diversisporales; Gigasporaceae
Source: the annotation of a GenBank genome assembly
GCAGGAAUAAUCGCUGAAGAAACUAUUUCAACCAUCAGAACUGCUGUAGCUUUUGGUACUCAAAAGGAACUAUCUAACCUUUACGAUUCUUACUUAGCUGAUGCAAGAAAAGAAGGGAUUAAAAAAUCUUUGUUUAAUGGUUUUGCUAUUGGCAUAAUGUACUUUUGCAUCGCUGCAACUCAUGGUUUAGCAUUCUGGUAUGCUUCCACAUUGAUUAUUAAUAAUGAACUAUCUCCCGGACAAGCCAUCAAUUUAUUCUUAACGUUUUUAUAUGGCACUUUCUGCCUUACCUAUUUUUUUGUCGACAUUCAAGCUCUUAACCUUGCUGCUGGUGCUGGUUCAAAAAUAUUUGGAACUAUUGAUCGUGUUCCUUCGAUUGAUAUUGCUUCUGAUACCGGAGAUAAGCCUGAAAAUGUUGUGGGUUAUAUUCAACUUAAAAAUAUAAAUUUCGUUUAUCCGGCUCGCCCUGAUGUUAAGACUUUGAAUGAUGUAUCAUUUGAUGUUGAACCCGGCUCUACUGUUGCUCUUGUUGGUUCCUCAGGUUCUGGUAAAAGUACGAUUAUGUCUCUCAUACUUCGCUUCUAUGAUCCUAUAUCUGGUGGUGUAUUUCUUGACGGACGUGAUAUUAAAUUUCUUAAUUUAACUUGGCUUAGAAGACAAAUAAGUUUUGUAAGUCAAGAGCCUGUACUUUUUAAAGCUACUAUAGCUGAAAAUGUAUCUUAUGGAUUGGUCAGUUCUAUUUAUGAAAAUCUAUCUGACAAUGAAAAACGUGAAAUGAUUGAAAAUGCCUGUAAGAUGGCUAAUGCUCACGACUUUAUUAUGAAUUUUCCUGAUAAAUAUGAAACUAUGGUUGGUGAACGUGGAGCUUUAUUGUCGGGCGGUCAAAAACAAC